This is a messenger RNA of Oncorhynchus gorbuscha (pink salmon), 2293 nucleotides long. Its product is annotated as zinc finger protein 501-like. The record is from RefSeq and is a predicted model, not a curated record. The coding region runs from base 434 to 1711 and encodes 425 amino acids. NCBI's taxonomy places the organism in Eukaryota, Metazoa, Chordata, Actinopteri, Salmoniformes, Salmonidae. Gene Ontology annotation, molecular function: DNA-binding transcription factor activity, RNA polymerase II-specific; RNA polymerase II transcription regulatory region sequence-specific DNA binding. Gene Ontology annotation, biological process: regulation of transcription by RNA polymerase II. Gene Ontology annotation, cellular component: nucleus. The transcript has 3 exons.
UUUUUUUUUUUAAAUAAAAUGGUACUGCGUACUUAUGGAAUAGAGUUCCAUGUAGUGAUGGCUCUAUGUAGUACUGUGCGCCUCCCAUGCUAGGUAGCAUCCGUUAACGUAUUAUCACGUUUGGUAAAGGGUUGAUGUGUUAUUUUUGUGUCAAACCGAGUGAACGUGAUACACAUAGAUAGUCACAUAGCUAGACACUUCGGGUUUGUCUGAAUGGAUGUACAUCAUUUUCUCAAGGUCAUUUAAUAAAGAAUCCAUUUAUUUGGGAUUUCUGAGUUCGUUUGGCAUGUUUUUGGUUUUGUGUCAAAUUCACGAGCUGGUCAAAUGGCGGCGCCCACUCGGUCUGCGUCAACGAACUAAAGAAAUCAGGUGCAGAGAGACAUUUUCACCGUUGCACUACAGUUUUGAAGCUUAAUGCAGACUAUAAUGAAGUAUGAGGACAAACCCAGCCUGCCUCUCUCCUUCCACAGUGAGUCCAAACCUACAGUCACUGGGUCCUGAUUGUGACAGUGGAGCCCAGUUUGCACUGGAGGAUCCAGAGAUGGCAUCAGUGAAGCUGGAAGACUGCAGUCAAACACUGGAGCUGAAUGUCAACAUUAAAGAUGAAGAAGAGGAGGAGAAGAUUGGGACAUAUGUUUCUCAUGGAGAUCAUGUUGAGACAUUCUCUACAUCCAGAGAGCAACAGCAGGAAGAUCACAGAGCUAAGAGGUCUCACCACUGCCCACAUUGUGAGGAGAUUUUCCCAAUUCUAUCGAAGCUAAAAAUACACCUAAAACUACAUACAGGAGAGAAUCUGCAUUUCUGCACUGACUGUGGGAAGAAUUUCACCACAUCAAGGGCUAUGAUAGUUCACCAGAGAGUACACACAGGAGAGAAGCCUUUCUCCUGCUCUGACUGUAGGAAGAGUUUCUCUCAAUCGAGCCACCUAAAACAACAUGAACGUAUACACACAGGAGAGAAGCCUUACUCCUGCUCUGACUGUGGAAAUAGUUUCUCUGGACGGGGACAUCUAAAACAACAUGAACGUAUACACACAGGAGAGAAGCCUUACUCCUGCUCUGACUGUUGGAAGAGUUUCUCUCACUCGAGCCACCUAAAACAACAUGAACGUAUACACACAGGAGAGAAGCCUUACUCCUGCUCUGACUGUGGAAAAUGCUUCACACAAUCGUCUCAGCUGAAAGUUCACCAGAGAACACACACAGGAGAGAAGCCUUACUUCUGCUCUGACUGUGGAAAUAGUUUCUCUCACCUGGGCCACUUUAAAACACAUGAACGCAUACACACAGGAGAGAAGCCAUACUCCUGCUCUGACUGUGGAAAAUGCUUCACAACAUCAACUGUGCUAAAAGUUCACCAGAGAACACACACAGGAGAGAAGCCUUGCUCCUGUUCUGACUGUGGAAAAUGCUUCACAACAUCAACUGAGCUAAAAGUUCACCAGAGAACACACACAGGAGAGAAGCCUUACUUCUGCUCUGACUGUAGGGCGAGUUUCUCUCAAUCCAGCCACCUAAAACGACAUGAACGUAUACACACAGGAGAGAAGCCUUACUACUGCUCUGACUGUGGAAAAUGUUUUAAAUCAUCAGCUGAGCUAAACGGUCAUCAGAGAACACACACACGAGAGAAGCCCUUCUUCUGCUCUUACUGUGGUAAGAACUUCUCCCGAUUGGCCAAUGUAAAAACACACCAACGGCUACACACUUGAGAGAAGCCUCAUCAGUUCUCUCACACCAGCUAAGAUUUGUCACUCCACUUAAUUCUCAUCUCAUAAAAUAAUUGGCAACGUUGAAUUGGAUCAAAUGAAGAAAGUGUAGAACACUAUUGUAAUCAUAUUGUUUCUCACUGUGAGAGAACAAUGCAGAGGAAAAGGAGCAUUACAGAAUGUCAGCCUCUCUUUACUGAUCAGUGUGCAUCUUGUCAGUUUUGCUGUGUUUUUUUAGCCCACGUCCAUAGAGACACAUACCAGCUCUACUGGUAGCACUGGUACUACCAGCAGUACCGCACCUGUUGACUGCACAAGUUGUUCUGCUUCCACGAACACAUCCAAUGCUAGCAUCAGUAAUUCCAAGUUUGUUGUUAGCCCAGCUAGCAUGGACACUGACAGUUGUGAAUCUGAUGCAGCCGCAGAGCUUCUGCCCCUUUACCCAGGAAAGCACUGAACAACAGGUGGAUGUUGGACCAUCGUAGAGGUGCAAAUAUGGUGAGAACUACAUUGAUUUGGGGUUCACAUAUAUUGGUAAUAGUGCCUUUCCUCAGCCACAGUGUGUUAUAUCUCACAACUCAAUGA